AUGUCCGCCGCCGCCGUCGCUCAACCCCAAGCCUCUCCGGCCGAGCAAGAAGAGCAACGCAAGGUUGUCGAGAAGUUCAAGCAACUCCGCGACCAGCAGCAGGAGAUCGCCACCGAAGUUACCCGGAUCGAGGAAGAGCGUCGUGAGAUUGGGCGAGUUUUGGACGUGAUCAAGGACUUGAAGCCGGACCAAAAGUGCUUCCGUUUGAUCAGCGACUCGUUGGUCGAGUAUACGGUCAAGGAUGUGAUUCCUGACUUGGAGAACAAUAUGACAAAUCUCGGUCUGGUAUCGAAACAGCUCAACGAGCAGCUCGUCGAGAAGGGAAAAGAGCUGAAUCAGCACAAAACGGCUCAUAAUAUCCGGAUUUUGAGCGAAAAAGAGACUCAGGAGAUUCGAAAGGCCAACGCGAUGGGAGAGAUUCCGAAAUAA
Molecule: messenger RNA, 429 nt
Organism: Caenorhabditis briggsae
Lineage: Eukaryota; Metazoa; Nematoda; Chromadorea; Rhabditida; Rhabditidae
Gene: Cbr-pfd-2
Product: Protein CBR-PFD-2
Exons: 2
Coding region: 1-429 (142 amino acids)
Biological process (GO): protein folding
Cellular component (GO): prefoldin complex; cytoplasm
Molecular function (GO): protein folding chaperone
Source: RefSeq, a predicted model, not a curated record